AUCUCAUACCAUGCAAGUUGAUGCUGUGGCUGGAUCAGAUGGUGCAGAACAUGAAGAGACAGCUCAGGAAGAGCAGAAGUUUGUAGAUCCAUUGGAUAGAUUUCUCCCACCACCACCCAAAGUUAAAUGCUCUGAAUGCCUACAAAGAAAGAUAAAUAAAUUUCUUGAGUAUAAGAAGGCUGGAAAAAGUUUUAAUGCAACAGUUCGCAAUAGGAAGGACUAUCGGAACCCUGACUUCCUGUUGCAUGCUGUGAGGUGUCAAGAUAUUGACCAAAUAGGAUCUUGCUUUGAUAAGGAUGUAUUGGACCCUCAUAGAUUUGACCUAAGUGACUACUACGACCAAAUAGGUGCAGAUAUGAGACGUGGAAGUGACAAGAAAGAGCUGGAGAAGAAAGCCCAGAAAGUUGAAUUUGUCUCUAGGGGAGCACAACCAGGAAUUGUAACUGGUGUUCCAAGGAUCAAUGUACCUGUUGCAGGUAUAAAGCAACCUAGUGGUUUGCCUUUGAUGCCUCCUACUGCUGAGGCCACCAAUCGUGAUGGUAGGCUGGACAAAAAAUCAAAAUGGGACGAGGUGGAUGGGGAUCAGAAAAAUCCUCUGCCCUUUGUGGGGCAGGAUUCUGUGCCCGCUCACGCUGCAAUUUUACUGCUAAUGCUGGUGAUGGGUAGCAAAAACGACGAGAGGCAGAGGAGAGAAGGUCAACUGAAAGGAAGGAAAGAAGGUGAUGAGCCACACUCAUUUUGGUCUGUCAAACUAAUACCUCCAACCAUUUUGAAGUCCUUUAGAUUGCCGUCGACAAAAAUGUUUGUCUAUUCAUGUGAUAAAUGA
This is a messenger RNA of Neltuma alba, 826 nucleotides long. Its product is annotated as SAP30-binding protein-like. Bases 11 to 826 code for a protein of 271 amino acids. The record is from RefSeq and is a predicted model, not a curated record. Gene Ontology annotation, biological process: regulation of DNA-templated transcription. Lineage: Eukaryota; Viridiplantae; Streptophyta; Magnoliopsida; Fabales; Fabaceae. Gene Ontology annotation, cellular component: nucleus. The transcript has 7 exons.